This is a messenger RNA of Uranotaenia lowii, 1902 nucleotides long. RefSeq lists its product as uncharacterized. The record is from RefSeq and is a predicted model, not a curated record. The transcript is spliced from 2 exons. Gene Ontology annotation, biological process: DNA integration. NCBI's taxonomy places the organism in Eukaryota, Metazoa, Arthropoda, Insecta, Diptera, Culicidae. Gene Ontology annotation, molecular function: nucleic acid binding. Bases 1 to 1350 code for a protein of 449 amino acids.
AUGCCCCGUUUGACGGUACCGAUGGAAAAAUCAAGUCCGUUAUUCAAACUAGUUCCAUUAAUUGAUUCCAACGGCGUGCUACGAAUGGAAGGACGCACUGAAAAGGCCGAAUUCUUGCCAUUUGAUCUCCGGUUUCCUAUCAUUCUGCCAAGAAUUCAUUACGUUUCUGAGCUUCUUGUCCGCCAAUACCACGAACGAUACGGACACGGGUUCAGAGAAUCUGUUAAGAACGAGAUAAUGCAGCGAUUUGUCAUAAAUGGUUUGACAUGUGGUAUGUGGUGCAAAAUGAGAAAAUGUAUGCCGGAGACUCCACGUAUGGCCUCUUUACCUAUACAACGACUUACUCCUUUUAAAAGACCAUUCACCUUUGUCGGCCUGGAUUAUUUGGGCCCUAUCGAAGUUGCCGUUGGACGAAGAAGAGAGAAGCGCUGGGUUGUUGUAUUCACCUGUUUGGUCGUAAGAGCAGUGCAUUUGGAGGUGGCGCACAGUUUAUCCGCGCAGUCAUGCCUUAUGGCCAUUCGACGUUUCGUAAACCGCCGCGGCCCACCUUCAGAAUAUUUUUCUGAUAACGGUACGAACCUGCGUGGAGCAAGUAAAGAAAUUACACAACAAGUUCGAGACAUCCAAACUGUUUGUGCCGACGAAUUCACUAGUGCCACCACCAGCUGGCAUUUUAUACCUCCAGCAACGCCCCACAUGGGAGGAGCGUGGGAGAGGAUGGUGCGCUCCGUGAAAAGCAUCAUGGGAGCUCUCGACGAUGGUCGUAAGUUGAACGACGAAAUUCUAUUAACAACACUCGCCGAAGCAGAAGAUAUCAUCAACAGUCGCCAUUUGACUGUAGUGUCACAGGAAGCAGGCAAUGAACCAUUCUGUCCGAACAGUUUUCUACGUGGUUUGAAUCCAAACGAAUCGCAAGAGGUCAUCAAGCCAACGAAUCCAGCAGAAGCGCUGCGUGACUCCUACAAAAGGUCGCAGGAAUUUGCUGACGUACUGUGGAAAAAGUGGAUUAAAGAAUAUGUGCCAAUUGUUAAUCAACGAGCGAAAUGGUUCUCCGAAACGACUCCGCUGCAAAAGGGUGAUCUCGUGUACAUCGUGGAAGGAAAUCGACGAAAAGCUUGGGUACGCGGUAUCAUCGAGCAACCUAUCGUUUCCAGUGAUGGUCGCAUACGCCAGGCCAUGGUGCGCACGACAGGAGGAGUAUUCAGACGCGGAACGGCAAAUCUUGCUGUACUCGAGCUCACAGCUAACACUGAUGCAGCAGAAAUGGUGGCUCCAGAGAGCUUUUCUGGCCCGACGUUUGAUAUUAGUGGUAACUCUGCUCCGAUUAAGACGACGACUUCAGGGAUCUAAUCUGGACCAGGUUUACGGGUGGGGGAUUAUUGAGUGUACGAUACACUCACUGGGCAGCACCGAACACCCCUGCUGGAAAGGAAGCAACUGUCAAAACCGUGAUAGCCGAUGUCAUGUCGUGACAGCGGAUGUCAACGUAAAGGGAGAAGAUGAGUCAUCAUUUUGCGUGCGAAUUUAAGAAGUGCAAGACGUUCUACUCUAAAUCGUUAAAAUUACAUUUUCCUUUAAGUGGAGUAAUAAGUUUCUUCUUUAUACAAAAGUUUAUAUUAUAUACUCAAACCUGCAAAAGGGAAGAAAACUUGACCACGUGAGGUUUUGAAAAGGAUCAAUCGGAUCCAACAUUUCAUUUGGAAUCGUUUCUCUGGAUUUAAAAUCAAUCGAAGUUUGUGAUUCCGUAAGUACAAAGAGAAACUAAAAUUGGUAAAACAUAUUAAAAAGAAUAUUUCACUAAAAUUUAGGCCACUUAGCAAAAGUAACCUUCAUAGACCGAUCAGACUUUGCAUACCGGUAGUCAUUCAAGCAACAGUCUUUGGAAAAAUAUACUAAAUGUAA